This is a messenger RNA of Capsicum annuum, 2444 nucleotides long. Its product is annotated as zeatin O-glucosyltransferase. The transcript is spliced from 3 exons. The coding region runs from base 180 to 1544 and encodes 454 amino acids. Lineage: Eukaryota; Viridiplantae; Streptophyta; Magnoliopsida; Solanales; Solanaceae. The record is from RefSeq and is a predicted model, not a curated record. Gene Ontology annotation, molecular function: UDP-glycosyltransferase activity.
GCACACCACAACUCACAACAACAUACCGAGUGAAAUUCCACAAGUGAUCAGUUUCUGUGUAGGGUAGACUGUACGCAGAUCGUCGCUCGUCGCUCGAUUUACUUUUAUAGAACACAACCAACAAAAAUUUCUUCAAUAUACCUUCACUUCAUUUCUCAAAUCCUGUUCUUGUUUUCUCCAUGGAUAACAUGAAUAAGAACCUUGAAGUAGUUAUAGUAAUGGUUCCAUUUCCAGCACAAAGCCAUCUCAAUCAACUGCUUCAAUUUGCUUGUUUAAUCUCCUCAUCACACAAUCUUCCUGUUUCCUUUGUUGGCUCAGCUAGUCAUAAUCACCAAGCUCGCGUUCGAUCCAACGCGGCGUUAAAUCCAUCAUACAUAGCCAAAAUCCACUUCCAUGACAUCCCAACACCUGAUUUUGACUCACCUGCACCUGAUCCUAAUGCAUUGAGCAAAUUUCCAGCUCAACUCAUACCAUCUUAUAACGCUUGCACGCUUCUUCGAGAGCCGAUCGCUUUGUUGCUUCGUGAACUCUCGACUAAAUCAAGACGAGUUGUCGUUGUUCAUGAUGCUUUAAUGUCCUAUAAUGUUCAGGAUGAUUGUUCCUUGCAUAAUACUGAGUCUUAUGUAUUUAACUGUGUUUCUGUUUUCUUUAUGUAUUGUAGUUUUGUAUGUAUACCUAAUGGUUUGCCUAUUCCACUUGAUGAAGAUUUACUUAAAAAGGUACCUAAACUUGAAGCUGAUGCACCAGAUGAGAUCAAUAAGUUGGUGGAUUUUCAACUUCAGUUUAGAGAUAUUGGAGCUGGGGAUUUAUACAAUUCAAACAAAGUACUUGAAGGUGCUUCUCUUGAUUUGAUGGCAAAAAUUGCAAGUACAGAAAACAAGAAGCAAUGGGCAAUCGGACCGAUUUUGCCUACUAAACAAGAUCAUGUAUCAGAUAAGAGAAACAAGUGUUUAGAUUGGCUUGAUAACCAACCUCCAAGAUCAGUUAUUUACGUAUCUUUUGGAUCAUCAACUACAUUCUCCGAUAAAGAAGUCAUGGAGCUCGCGAUGGGUUUAGAGCGAAGCAAACAGAAGUUUCUAUGGGUGUUGAGAUAUGCCGAUAGAGGUGAUAUCUUUACCGGGGAAGCUAGAAGAUUUGAGUUGCCAGAAGGGUAUGAGGAAAGAGUGAAAGGGGUCGGGUUAGUGGUCAGAGAUUGGGCGCCACAACUUGAAAUCUUGGCUCAUCCGUCCACAGGGGGGUUCAUGAGUCACUGCGUAUGGAAUUCUUGCAUAGAGAGCAUUACUAUGGGGGUGCCUAUAGCUGCUUGGCCUAUGCACUCUGAGCAACCACUUAAUGGUUUCUUUGUGACGGAAAUCUUGAAAACAGGCUUACUCGUUAGGGAGUGGGAGAAAUGCGAGGAGCUCGUCACUGCAUCAGUCAUUGAGAAUGCCGUGAGGAAGUUAAUGGCAUCAGAAGAAAGCGAUGAGAUUAGGAAAAGAGCAGAAGAAUUGGGAGAAGCAGUAAGGCAGUCCACGGAGAAAGGGGGUGCUUCUCGAUUGGAGUGAUAUCCAUAAUACGAGCAAAGUAAUUGAAGGCGAGUUUCUUGAUUUGCUGGUACAAGCAGAAAGUAAACAACAACGAGCAAUUGGACCAAUUCUACCUACCAAACUCGAUCCUAUCUCGAAUAGGAAUAAUAUAUGCUUGAAGUGGCUGAGAAAACAACCUCCGAGAUCAGUUCUUUAUAUAUCUUUUGGAACAACAACUACAUUUUCCGAUAGAGAAGUCAUGGAAGGUUGCGAUGGGAUUAGAACAAAGCAAACAGAAGUUCCUAUGGGUGUUGGGAGAAGCCGAUAGAGGAGAUAUCUUUACUGGGGAAGCUAGAAGAUUUGUGCUGCCAGAAGGGUUUGAGAAAAGGAUAAAAGAAGUAGGCUUAGUGGUAAGAGAAUGGGCACCACAACCCGAAAUCUUGGCUCAUUCCUCCACGGGCGGGUUUCUUGGUGACGGAAGUUUUGAAAAUAGGCUUGCUCGUGAGGGAGUGGGAGAAACGCGAGGAGCUGGUGAGUGCAUCUACCAUUGAAAAUGUUGUUUGGAAGUUGAUGGCAUCAGAAGAAGGCGAUGCGAUUAGGAAAAGAGCAGAAGAAUUGGGAGUAGCCGUAAGGCGUUCCGCAGAGAAAGAGGGUGCUUCUCGAAUGGAGUUAGAUUCUUUUAUCGCGCAUAUCACAAGAUAGACUUGGAUCAUGAUAAGGUGAAUACCAAGUCGAUUCAAUGUUGCAUAAUGACUAUAUGCUUUCCGAAUAUCUCUUUUACAUAUAUUCUUCUCUCUUGGAUCAUCGCUUCUAUAUAUCCGUGUGACUUAUGUUAAUAAUAACUAGAUUUUAAGACCUUCUUGCACCUAUAUAUACUCUUGUACUGUGACAUAUUCAAACUUGCUGAUAAAUGCAUUUCAAAAGUUGAAAGUUUGUACC